Pseudoliparis swirei is the source of this 1299-nucleotide messenger RNA. RefSeq names its product calcium channel, voltage-dependent, beta 3b (gene cacnb3b). Gene Ontology annotation, molecular function: high voltage-gated calcium channel activity; protein binding. Bases 26 to 1192 code for a protein of 388 amino acids. Gene Ontology annotation, biological process: regulation of voltage-gated calcium channel activity; neuromuscular junction development; chemical synaptic transmission. The record is from RefSeq and is a predicted model, not a curated record. The transcript has 14 exons. Lineage: Eukaryota; Metazoa; Chordata; Actinopteri; Perciformes; Liparidae. Gene Ontology annotation, cellular component: voltage-gated calcium channel complex.
UGACCGAGAUCCCCGUCAACUGCGGAUGUCCGUGACCAAUUCCAGCGUCUUUCUGCUUAACGAGGGUUCAGCCGAUUCCUACACUAGUCGACCCUCGGAUUCCGACCUGUCCCUGGAGGAGGACCAGGAGGCGUCUCGGCGUGAAGCCGAGCGCCAGGCUCAACUGCAGCUAGAAAGAGCCAAGUCCAAACCAGUAGCAUUUGCAGUAAAAACCAAUGUCAGUUACUGUGGAGCCCUUGAUGAAGAUUGUCCAGUCCAAGGUGCCGCUAUUAACUUUGAAACCAAAGACUUCCUGCACAUAAAAGAGAAAUACAACAAUGAUUGGUGGAUUGGUCGGCUGGUAAAGGAAGGGGCAGACAUCACUUUCAUCCCGAGCCCAGUCAAACUAGAAGCCAUGAGGAUCAAACAAGAGCAGAAAGCCGCAGCAAGGAAAGGAGGUAACGCUUCAUCUGGAGGCUGGAGGUCCACCCCGCCAUCUGCAGCCAAACAGAAGCAGAAACAGACUGAACAUGUUCCUCCGUAUGAUGUGGUCCCUUCUAUGCGGCCGGUGGUGUUGGUGGGGCCUUCGCUGAAAGGCUAUGAGGUAACAGACAUGAUGCAGAAAGCCCUGUUCGACUUCCUAAAGCACAGAUUUGAUGGCAGGAUCUCUAUUACACGGGUGACAGCUGAUCUAUCACUGGCGAAGCGCUCGCUGCUGAACAAGAAGGCCAUAAUGGAGAGAUCCAACACUCGCUCCAGUCUGGCGGAGGUCCAGAGUGAGAUAGAGAGGAUCUUUGAGCUGGCCAAGUCUCUUCAGCUGGUCGUCCUGGAUGCAGACACCAUAAACCACCCAGCACAGCUCCUCAAAACCUCUCUAGCUCCCAUCAUUGUCUACGUCAAAGUCUCCUCACCCAAAGUCCUUCAAAGGCUGAUCAAAUCUCGAGGGAAGUCACAAAGCAAACACCUCAACGUCCAGAUGAUGGCAGGGGACAAGCUUGCACAGUGUCCACCUGAGAUGUUCGAUGUCAUCCUGGAUGAGAAUCAGCUGGAGGAUGCCUGUGAACAUCUUGCAGAGUACCUGGACAUUUACUGGCGUGCUACUCAUCUCCCCUGUGCGGCCCCCGUUAACCCCUUACUGGACCAAAGUGUGGUCACCCCACCCUCAGCUAACUCCAGCCAACAAUUUUCUGAGACUCAAGAGUUGAUAGAAUGAUCACAACCACGGACAUAGGAAGCCUGUGCUGUCGGCCGGAGUCGGACUCGGAGGUCAUAGAGCACAGGGACCAGGGCGCCACCAGAGGGCAGCAGCAGCCCUCAUCC